GCGCGCGACGCGGCCAUGGAGGACGCGGGAGCAGCUGGCCCCGGGCCCGAGCAGGAGCCCGCGCCCGAGCCGGACACUGGCAUGUCCGAGGCGUUCUCGCGACUUUGGACGGAUGUGAUGGGAAUUCUGGAUGGUUCACUGGGGAACAUUGACGACCUGGCACAGCAAUAUGCAGAUUACUACAAUACCUGUUUCUCGGACGUGUGUGAGAGGAUGGAGGAGCUGCGGAAGCGGCGGGUUUCCCAGGACCUGGAUGUGGAGAAACCUGAUGCCAGCCCCACGUCACUUCAGCUGCGGUCUCAGAUUGAAGAGUCGCUGGGCUUCUGUAGCACCGUGUCAACGCCGGAAGUGGAGAGAAAGAAUCCUCUUCAUAAAUCCAACUCAGAAGACAGCUCUGUAGGAAAAGGAGAUUGGAAGAAGAAAAAUAAGUAUUUCUGGCAGAACUUCCGAAAGAACCAGAAAGGAAUAAUGAGACAGACUUCAAAAGGAGAAGAUGUUGGUUAUGUUGCAAGUGAGAUAACAAUGAGUGAUGAAGAGCGGAUUCAACUCAUGAUGAUGGUCAAAGAGAAGAUGAUCACCAUUGAGGAAGCACUUGCUAGGCUCAAGGAGUAUGAGGCCCAGCACCGGCAGUCAGCUGCACUGGAUCCUGCCGACUGGCCAGACGGUUCAUACCCUUCAUUCGAUGGCUCAUCAAACUGCAACUCAAGAGAGCAAUCGGAUGAUGAAACCGAGGAGUCGGUGAAGUUUAAGAGAUUGCACAAGCUGGUAAACUCCACCCGCAGAGUCAGAAAGAAACUAAUUAGGGUGGAAGAGAUGAAAAAGCCCGGCACUGAAGGUGGGGAGGAGCACGCCUUUGAGAAUUCCCCAGUCCUGGAUGAAAGAUCUGCCCUGUACUCGGGGGUGCACAAGAGGAGCUUUUUCUUUGACGGCUCUCCUGAGAAACCUCCUGAAGAUGACUCUGACUCCCUCACCACCUCUCCCUCGUCCAGCAGCCUUGACACCUGGGGAGCUGGCCGGAAGCUGGUGAAAACCUUCAGCAAAGGAGACAGUCGGGGCUUGAUUAAGCCUCCUAAGAAGAUGGGGACAUUCUUCUCCUACCCAGAAGAAGAAAAGGCCCAGAAAGUUUCCCGCUCCCUCACGGAGGGGGAGAUGAAGAAGGGUCUGGGGUCCCUGAGCCACGGGAGAACCUGCAGUUUUGGAGGGUUUGACCUGACCAACCGUUCUCUGCACAUUGGCAGUAAUAAUUCCGACCCAAUGAGUAAAGAAGGUGAUUUUGUGUACAAAGAAGUAAUCAAGUCACCCACCGCCUCCCGCAUCUCUCUUGGAAAAAAGGUGAAAUCAGUGAAAGAGACAAUGAGGAAGAGAAUGUCAAAAAAGUACAGCAGCUCUGCCUCUGAACAGGACUCUGGCCUUGAUGGAAUGCCUGGCUCCCCUCCGUCAUCACAGCCCGACUCUGAGCACGUGGACAAACCCAAGCUCAAAGCUGGGGGCUCCGUAGAAAGCCUGCGGAGCUCUCUAAGUGGGCAGAGCUCAAUGAGUGGCCAAACAGUAAGUACGACAGAUUCUUCCACCAGCAACAGGGAAAGUGUGAAGUCAGAAGACGGCGACGAUGAAGAGCCCCCCUACCGGGGCCCCUUCUGUGGGCGCGCCAGAGUGCAUACCGACUUCACACCCAGCCCCUAUGACACAGACUCUCUCAAGCUCAAGAAAGGAGAUAUCAUUGAUAUAAUCAGCAAACCACCCAUGGGUACUUGGAUGGGCCUGUUGAAUAACAAAGUCGGCACGUUCAAGUUCAUCUAUGUGGACGUUCUAAAUGAAGAAGAGGAGAAGCCCAGGCGCCCCACCAGGAGGAGGAGGAAAGGAAGACCACCCCAGCCCAAGUCUGUGGAAGAUCUCCUCGACCGGAUUAAUCUGAAAGAACACAUGCCCACGUUCCUGUUUAAUGGGUAUGAAGAUUUGGACACCUUUAAGCUCCUGGAGGAGGAAGACUUGGAUGAGUUAAAUAUCAGGGACCCAGAGCACAGAGCUGUUCUCUUGACAGCAGUGGAGCUAUUGCAGGAAUAUGACAGUAACAGUGACCAGUCAGGAUCCCAGGAGAAGCUGCUUGUCGACAGCCAGGGCCUGAGCGGAUGCUCCCCACGGGACUCGGGAUGCUACGAGAGCAGCGAGAACCUGGAAAAUGGCAAGACUCGGAAAACUGGCCUCCUGUCUGCCAAGUCGAGCGAGCCCAGCUUUACGUCCUUCAACAGAAACCAGCUGGGCAACUACCCGACGCUGCCUUUGCCGAAGUCUGCGGACGCACUGAAGCAGGAAGAGAAGGAGAGCCUGCUGGGCACUGGGCUUACCCCUCACGCCUCCACCAGCUGCGACCAGCCCUGCACGACUGGUUUGAAUAAAAACCGAAGAAGCCUUCCCGUUUCCAUCUGCAGGAGCUGCGAGACCCUGGAGGGCCCCCAGACUGUGGCAACGUGGCCCCGAUCGCAUUCCCUGGAUGACCUUCAAGGAGAGCCCGAUGCUGAAAAAGACGGGCCCAGUGGGAUGACGGGAGCUUCCGCUCAGAUUCCACCGGAAGUGCCGCAAAAGACGACCGCAGCCGCCACCAAGGUUCAAACGCCAGAACGAGAAUCUGCUGUAGACAGUGCAUUGCUACUGACCCAAAGCAAGAGAUACUCUGAACCUCAGAAAAUUACGACCAAGAAACUGGAUGGUUCAGUAGCCACCUCUCCACGGGGCAUGUCACCUCCUCAGUGUUUGCCCAAAAGCUAUGACGCUCAAGCUUCAGGAGCUAAACCCAGUGUAACGAGGACGCCUCUUGAGGGUCACAGAAAAGGGCACAAUUUUGAAGGAACAAAUCAUCCCCCAGGCACCAAAGAAGGGGUCGAUGCUGAGCGGAGGGUCCCUGAGGCAAAAACACAGCCAAAAACUCCUUCGCAGCCGCCACCUGUUCCUGCCAAAAAGAGCAGAGAACGCCUGGCCAACGGCGUCCACCCUGUUCCUGGGUCACCAUCAGUCAGAGUCGACGCGAUCACGCACGGACGCUGUGGGAUUCCGGAAGCUCUGGUACAGAGAUACGCAGAAGACAUGGGUCACCCCGAGAGGGACAUCGCCACCAACAUGGACCAGAUCCGCGUGAAGCUGCUUCGGAAGCAGCACCGCAUGGCGAUUCCAAGUGACGGUCUCACAGAAAUCUGUAGAAAGCCCCUCUCUCCUGGAUGCGUGUCGUCCGUGUCCGACUGGCUGAUCUCCAUCGGUCUGCCCAUGUACACUGGCGCCCUCACAGAAGCGGGGUUCAGCACACUGAGCCAAGUGCCUUCUCUGUCCCACACUUGCCUUCAGGAGGCCGGCAUCACAGAGGAGAGGCAUAUAACCAAGCUGGUGUCUGCAGCCAGGCUCUUCAAACUGCCGCCAGGCCCCGAGGCCAUGUAG
Messenger RNA from Orycteropus afer afer, 3426 nucleotides. RefSeq names its product SAM and SH3 domain containing 1 (gene SASH1). NCBI's taxonomy places the organism in Eukaryota, Metazoa, Chordata, Mammalia, Tubulidentata, Orycteropodidae. Gene Ontology annotation, molecular function: protein binding. The record is from RefSeq and is a predicted model, not a curated record.